AUGAAGAUCUUGACAAGCAUUUUGAUUAUACUUUGUGUAGCCGUUGGAACCAUUUUCUCGUCAAUCCUUCAGUCUUUUGGUUCAGAAGAUCAGUACGAGGUUCGUGUCAUUAAUGGCUUCACAAACAACUCAUCGUUGCCUCUGGUGAUUUGGUGUACAUCUUCCAUGGAAGAUGAAAUCGGUGGACGUGCUCUUCAAGAGGGAGAUGAUUUUGGUUGGAGUGUGAGGACUAGUUUUUGGGGUCCUAGUGGUAAUAGUUUCUUUUGUACAAUGAAAUGGGACCAAAAGAGGAAGAAAUUUGAAGCCUUUAAGGUUUCUAGAGAUGUUCAUCGUUGUGGGUUGUAUAGAAUGUGUUCUUGGUUGGUCAAGGAAGAUGGGUUUUACUUCAGCAAUGAUGAAGUUAAUUGGGUAAGGGACUUUUCUUGGUCAUAAUAUGUAUAUAUAUAUACAGAGAGAGAGAGAGAAAGGUGGCCAUAUA
This is a messenger RNA of Tripterygium wilfordii, 478 nucleotides long. Its product is annotated as S-protein homolog 6. Bases 1 to 432 code for a protein of 143 amino acids. The transcript has a single exon. The record is from RefSeq and is a predicted model, not a curated record. NCBI's taxonomy places the organism in Eukaryota, Viridiplantae, Streptophyta, Magnoliopsida, Celastrales, Celastraceae.